ACUCUAUGCAAACAUCGGACUGAUGGCAAAAAUGAGUCUCUCUUCCUACAUAUUAAUACUAACUUUUUCUUUGCUUUCUCAAGGCAUUAAACUUUCAGCAUCCAAGUCCAUAAGAAACUUAGAAGAUGACAUGGUAUUUAACACACUGAGGCUGGGGAAAGCCUUUCAGAAGGAAGAUACUGCAGAAAAAUCAGUCGUUGCUCCUUCCCUGGAAGAAUACAAAAAUGAGGAGAGCAGUUUCCUGAAUGAUGAGGAAAACAAAAAUUCGAAGAACUCAGGCUUCAAACAUAAUUUCUUAAAUCAUGGUCUGCCACUGAAUCUGGCUAUAAAACCUUAUCUUGCACUAAAAGGAUCUGUAGCUUUUCCACCUGAGAAUGGAGUUCAGAAUGCUGAAUCAACACCAGAAAAGAGAGAGAUUGGGGAUGAAGAAAACACAGCUAAAUUUCCUAUAGGAAGGAGAGAUUUUGACAUGCUCAGGUGUAUGCUGGGAAGAGUCUAUCGACCAUGUUGGCAAGUCUAAUACCUGUUGGGCCACAUCAUCAUUUCCGAAGAAAACAAAAUCAUUUAAUUGCCUGUGGAUGAGAAGCCCUUAAUGUUACUG
Molecule: messenger RNA, 601 nt
Organism: Phyllostomus hastatus (greater spear-nosed bat)
Lineage: Eukaryota; Metazoa; Chordata; Mammalia; Chiroptera; Phyllostomidae
Gene: PMCH
Product: pro-melanin concentrating hormone
Exons: 3
Coding region: 23-520 (165 amino acids)
Biological process (GO): behavior; chemical synaptic transmission
Molecular function (GO): type 1 melanin-concentrating hormone receptor binding; melanin-concentrating hormone activity
Source: RefSeq, a predicted model, not a curated record